AUGGAGCCGGCAAAGCCGGAGAUCAUUCAGGCUGUGCAUGCGUACCACGCUCUGGCGGGCUUCGGCCAUGCGCUCCGGAGGAGCCCUUCCGGCAAGCAUCGCUCGAGCUUCAAGACAGACAGGAUAGACCAGUUUUGGAGUCAUAGUUGGCACGGGAGCAAGUUCAACAAGGUAUUGACUGCCAUGUACUUAAACAAUGGUAUGCGUGCGGUACUGGUAUCAAGCUUGACCAGUCUCAUGAUGAUGAUUCUUGUCUUCAUGGGCCUUAUUCCUGAGCUCCAUCCCAGACCUGGUUUGCCUGGCAUCUCUUGGUGCCUUCUCACGGGCUUCGGAAUAUAUCUGCUGGUGUUAUUUGGCUGGAGGCCGAGACACAGCAUCUUCCUUGACAUGUUAUGCAUCAAUCAAGCGGACGAGGUCGAGCAAGUGGCCGGAGUUCUCAGUAUGGGUGCAUUUCUGAAAUGUUCAGAUGCACUCUUGGUGCUCUGGGAUGCGACGUACACACGUCGGCUGUGGUGUGUGUUUGAGAUGAGCGCUUUUCUGCAUAGUCGGCCGGCUGGGGAAAGACCCAAGCUGAUUAUCCGACCAACCAUCUUGGGGCCUUGCCUCAUCUCUCUUCCCACAGGUUUCUUUGCCAUUAUUGUUGCUAUCGGCUCACUGGACUGGGAGGAGCUUGUAGAGAAGACCUACAUAUUGUUUCCUCUCAUGGGGCUGUGUGCCUCCAUAGGCGGCUACGCAUCUAUUGCAGCUUUACGGGCUUACUUCGGAUCAGUGCAACUGCUACAGGACGAGCUAUGCAACUUCACAGUUCUGGACAGCCUUUGCUCUUGCUGCAGCGCCAGGCACAUGUCAAAACGAGGCCAACCCCUUCCAUGCGAUCGGAAGAUCGUUCUCCAAUGCAUCACGGAAUGGUUUGGCAGCAUUGAGGCCUUUGAUGCAAAGGUUCGGACAGAUGUCUUGGAAUUGCUUUCCGAGCAGCUGUCCAGUGAGAUCUGGACCUACACGCAAUGUGCAGGUUCAGCUGUUCCAAUACUAUGGCAUCUCAUGGACAACGCAACCACUUUCUUCGAUCACGCUGACAUGCUGCAUAUUCUUUGGGCCGUUCGAGAGCUUAUCCGUGGGCUUGGAUGGACGCUAGGUGUUGUGCCCCUGGUCUUCUUCGUGGGAGUCAGCUUGGCAUAUGCGUUGCGACGCAGGCGCAGGUGGCUUUGCUGUAGCGUGCUGGUCAAUGCUUUCAUUGUGGGAGUCUUGGUCCUGGUCUUCGUGGCAGCCCUA
Symbiodinium pilosum is the source of this 1272-nucleotide messenger RNA. The record is from the annotation of a GenBank genome assembly. Lineage: Eukaryota; Dinophyceae; Suessiales; Symbiodiniaceae.